CCCUCGGGCCGGCGUCCCCUCGCCAUCACAACACGGAGCCGGUCACAAUGGACGGUGUCGUGUUACCACACAUGCUGCCGGAUCUCGCCGCCGCCGCCGGUCACACGAGAUGUAGACCUUAAAGACUCUCACUCUCUCCCCUCGCGUCGCCCUCUGUCCCCAUGGGCAGCUUCAGCUCGGCCCUCGUUCCCGACACCGAAGAGUUUCAUUCCGUCGUGUCGGUGGCGGAGGAGCUCGAGGAGCUCGAGGAGCUCGAUGAGCAGGUGGCUGCGGACCCGAGGUUACAGCCGCGGCGUCACACUCUGGUGACGCUCAUGAUGGCGGAGGAGAGAAGAGCGAAUCAGAGUGAAGAGCCGGAUUCUUUCACGCCUCAGGAAACACGGCGAGAUGAGGCCUCCCCGCCUGCAGCAGCAGCAGCCGCCUCCCCCCCCACGCCCACGCAGUCCUUCACCUCCCUGCUCCCGAGGGCUCUCUCGGCCGUGCUCCACCUGGCGGCUCCUCCGGGCCUCGCCGCCGACCCCCAGCCCGGCAGAACCCCCCCCGGCCUGGGACAGCUGCAGGCGGAGCUGAGGGACCUGAGGGACCAGUUUGAGCUGAUGAAGAGUCAGCACAACAAAGAAAUCCAUCUGCUGAUGAACGAGCUGGACGAGGAGAAAAGGAUCCGCUUGACUUUACAGAUGGAGAUUCAACGUAUGAAGAAGCACAUGUAUAAAUGAGCGGAGUGGAGAACUUCUACGUUAUUUAAAGGUCCCAUUGUACACUUAUCUGAUGAGAUUAUAUUUUUCUAAAUUUUAGAAAAAUCAUCGUUUGCUCCUUUUUGAUUGUAUUUUUCUUGACCUUUGUGAAUGAGUCUGGAGGGCUGAAUGUUUUAAUGAGGACAUUAAAACGACAGUGCAGAGGA
Pseudoliparis swirei is the source of this 901-nucleotide messenger RNA. Its product is annotated as SH3 domain-containing kinase-binding protein 1. NCBI's taxonomy places the organism in Eukaryota, Metazoa, Chordata, Actinopteri, Perciformes, Liparidae. The coding region runs from base 162 to 716 and encodes 184 amino acids. The record is from RefSeq and is a predicted model, not a curated record. The transcript is spliced from 7 exons.